ACAGGGAGUGUGCACGGGGAAAAAGGAAUUUGCACCAUCACGCGAGGAGGAUGUCUGCAGGAACAAACAGCGUCAGGCGCGUAGUAACGCUGCUAGCGUCUAAACCGACUUUUGACACAGCGAUUUGUAAAAGCUGUCAAGAGACCUUGAGUCGCCGCGGAUAUAGCUCCGCCGCAGCUGCAACAACCACCUCUGCCGCAGACCCUUCCUCAAGCUCUCCAGAACUCCCCUCAUCGACGACCUCCACUCCCUCGACAGUCACAACUCAGUCCAGUUCACAACCGGCGUACACCGUCAGAGCAGGCGUCGUUCUCUCGCGUGCUCCUCAAAUCACCCGCGACCUCACUCCCUUUGAAAAGUCAUUCUACUUCUAUCAACGCCGUUUAAACGAGCGCCUUGCGCUUCCCUUUACCAAGUAUUUCUAUUUUAAGCGUGGAACGCCGGCCGAUGUCGAAUGGAAACGCAAGUACAAGGAACGUCAAACCGCGGCGAAAGAUAUCGGCAACUACAAUGCCUACUCUAAAGAUGCGUGGAACGACGAAUUGCUCGUUGGGGCCAUUGAAUCCGAGCCAGAGCACCAGGUCGAAGCACUAAUAGCGGAUGCGGAGGGAUUUGCGGCUACUGAGGCCGGCGAUAGCGGUUCAAAGAAAGAAGAAAUCCCAAGACCGCUAUCAAGACUUACAGAAGCGGACCAGAAGGGUGAUUAUAAGAGCUUGGAUCGUCUGUUACAGAGAACUCUUUAUCUGCUGGUUCAGGCUAAAGAGGGAUAUUGGAAAUUUCCAAGUGUCGUGCUAGAAGGAAAGGAGAAUUUGCGAACGGCUGCCGAACGGGGUCUUUUCCAGUCCGCCGGUCCAAAUAUGAACAUGUGGAUGAUUGGCUACCACCCGAUUGGUCACUAUGUCUCCAAGAGCAACAAAGCGAAGACGAACCCUGAGACCGGUGUCCAAAUACUCGGUGAAAAGACCUUCUUUAUGAAGGGGCGCAUUAUGGCUGGUCAAGCAGAUCUGUCAGCCAGUACCCAGGGAAUCGCAGACUUCAAGUGGCUGGCAAAGGAAGAAAUCCAACAGCACGUGAAUCCACACUAUUGGAGUGCUAUCAAGAAUAUGCUUGCCGAGAGAUAGGCAGGCGAAUCUGUAAUGUUAUUGGGACUCUAUGGUUCAUAUCGUGAGAUACGUGUGGUAGGACAAAAGAGACACGAGUAGACAGUGGUAUAUAUCCGUUGGGAAGUGCUAUCUCUUUUCUCCUUUUGAUUUUAUAUACUUUGUACAAUUAGACUCUUGUAAAAGGUGAA
Coccidioides immitis RS is the source of this 1291-nucleotide messenger RNA. RefSeq names its product mitochondrial 54S ribosomal protein YmL17/YmL30. The transcript is spliced from 3 exons. The record is from RefSeq and is a predicted model, not a curated record. Gene Ontology annotation, molecular function: structural constituent of ribosome. The coding region runs from base 51 to 1121 and encodes 356 amino acids. Lineage: Eukaryota; Fungi; Ascomycota; Eurotiomycetes; Onygenales; Onygenaceae. Gene Ontology annotation, cellular component: mitochondrial large ribosomal subunit.